GGAUAUUGGUUGUCUCUAUGAAGAAAGUCGUAAUUCAUGAUUUUAAAGACGUGAUCUGUGAUGUAUAUACCUCGUCUGUUUACAUUCAUUUGUUAAAUGUGGAACUUGACAAAAUUUGCUAAGCAGUAUUUAAUAUUUGCUGUACAAUGUACGAUAAUUCUUAUCAAUUUUUAACAUCUACAUAUGCACGAACAACUUAUGAAUUUGUUGAAGAUACUGAUAAGACUAAUUCUGAGGAAGAGUGUGAACAAAUCAAGACUUGGUUUGCAGAUGAGUCAUUCAACAGGUAUACUGGUUGUGUAGCAAGAAACUGCUUACAUGGUAAAGGAACAUAUGACUGGAAAUAUGACAGCAAAAAGUUCUCAUACAGUGGUACAUUCUACAUAAACAACAUUGAUGGUUACGGGCAGUUUUCUUAUCCUGAUGGCUCUGUGCAUGAGGGUUUAAUGAAAAAGAAUAUGCGUUAUGGUCCUGGUGUGUUCACACAAUGUGACGGUUUACACAAUGUUGGCUUUUGGAAAGGAAAACAGUUAAUAAGAUUAUUACAGCAGCUAAGCAGCUGUGUUCCUCAUCUUGCAUCAUCCAUAGAAGCCAAACUUUAUCUUCUGAGGUACAGGAGCCUUGUCAGAGUCCAAGAGGAUGUACCUGAUCCAGCAAAAGAGCUCAUGUCUGAAAUGAAAUUUGACAGAAGAUUCUUGAAACAUUCAAUGGUACUUUACUUGCCUUCAGUGAGACAGAAUCAGAGCUUAUUUAUAAAUAAACCAUACUUCCACAAAAUUUUCUAUAAUACCACAGGAGAUGCAGAUAUGUUUAUAGAAGUGGAAUACAGUGAAGACACUUCAACUACACAAGAAAAUCCAAAUGGGAUGAAUAUGAUCAAGAAACUUGUUCCUGUCACUCAUAUAGUGGCUUGGAAUAAUAAUAAAAUGCAGAUUCAUAUGCUUAAACAUAUUUUCAAACACAGGAUGUCUGAGGUGAUUGAUAAUAUAAUUAACUUUUGAGUCAUUUGUCACUCUAUAGUACUCAUUUUUGACAAUGUCUUGAAUUACUCAAGUAUUUAAGGAUAGAAUUUUUAUUUGCAUUGUUCUGUUUCUACUAUAUCCAACAUGAUUUCCAACAUCUCCAAGAAUCAACUGUAAAACUGUAUUCUUUCAAAUUUCUUUCUUUGCCUCAUCUAAUUCUCAGCUAUUAUUAACUGUACCUCCACAUACAGCUUAACAUAUACUAGCUCUUCACAAAGUCUCACAAGUGCAAAAUAUUGAAUAUUAAAUGAUUAUCUACAAUUUAGUUUAUUGCAUUGUGUCUUAUUAGUUCUUUUCAUUAUUUGUUAUGCAAAAUGUACAACAUUAUACUUUGCAAAGCAAUUUAUAUUAUUCUGAACAACAAGCUGUGAGGAAAUCAAAGAAUGGAAACCAGGACUGAAUGUGACAAUAGGGGAAGUGAUGGUGAUAUAAAACAGUUUUUU
This is a messenger RNA of Schistocerca cancellata (South American locust), 1465 nucleotides long. RefSeq lists its product as uncharacterized. Lineage: Eukaryota; Metazoa; Arthropoda; Insecta; Orthoptera; Acrididae. The record is from RefSeq and is a predicted model, not a curated record. The coding region runs from base 147 to 1001 and encodes 284 amino acids. The transcript has 5 exons.